GAGACCACACGUGACGCAAGUGAUCACCACCACGGGGAGUAGGCGUAACUGUUGCAUCUGUGUUACCGGAUAUUAAGUUUUUAAUGGAAGUGUGAAUGCCGAGAAUUGUGCUACAGAGAGCUGAAGAAACAUUUCCUGCUGUGACAGAAAGGAUGAACUGUACAAAUUCAGAGACGGUUUUAGUGGGUCCCUAUGGUGAGAUAUACCCAGUAAGUCAUGAUGCAAACCAGGCCAUGAAUAUAAAAGCUGAGGAAGUCUCAGACUCACAAGAGGAAGUGGAUCCUGUGCAAGUAACAGUUCAGGAAGUAAAGGCUGAACCUGAGAACUGUACAAAUUCGGAGAACGCUUUAGUGGGUCCGUUUGGUGAGACAUACCCAGCACCUCAUGAUGCCAAUCAGGUCAUGAAUGUAAAAGCUGAGGCAGUCUCAUAUGCAGAAGAGGAAGAGGAUCCUGUCCCAAUAACAUUUCCAGAAAUGAAGGCUGAGCCUGAGGUGAGCUGUAUGUGCACUGUUAGGCAGAUGACACAAAUGUGCAGAAAUGCCGCUUGUCUUUUUGAUAUGCAUCUCUGUGAACAUGAAACAACUCCACUCUGCUGUUAAUAAGAUUCUGAAGGUUUCUUUUUCCUGAAAUGUCUCUACACAACUGGAGUUUGUUGAAUGUUGCUUGUGAUGUACCAGUCCCAUUUUCUUUUGAGCAGAUCUAAUAUAGAUAAAAUGAAAUACUGUGUAUACUGAAUUUUUGCAGUAAAUUCUAUACAGGAAAAAUCCUUCACAUUUUCCAUGUCUGUCCUAUCCACUGAGCAGUGCUUAAGUUUAUCAUUUUUUUCUGUCUCCCUUGCAGUCUGUAUUCAUGUAAUAACACAGACAUAUCAUUGUGUUGAGGAUUUGUAACAGGAUAACUAAUGAUUCUCUAAAGGUUUGUGACAAUGUGUGACAUAGACAUGUGUUCCCAGUUGCCCUCUGUUUGAAGUAAAUUUAAUAUACCUGACACCGUUGGAGUUGACUCUGUACUUGCUGUCAGGUGAUUGGGGUUGUCAUUACAGUUUUUCUUUUUGUUUGUUUUCUGUCAGACAGAAAGUGACUAAACAUUAGGUACGGAGAAUGUGUAAAAGGUGUAGAAAGCAAUAGUGAAGAAUUGGUAUUGGCAGCCCAUCCUAAAAUAUAGAUGCAAUUGUGGUGAAGUUGAAUAUACAAUGCAUAUAAUUAA
Messenger RNA from Cryptotermes secundus, 1206 nucleotides. RefSeq lists its product as uncharacterized. The coding region runs from base 96 to 599 and encodes 167 amino acids. The record is from RefSeq and is a predicted model, not a curated record. NCBI's taxonomy places the organism in Eukaryota, Metazoa, Arthropoda, Insecta, Blattodea, Kalotermitidae. The transcript has 4 exons.